AUGGCGGAACCUCAGAGUGUGAUAACGCAGGUCUCUGCAGACCAGGGACCACCACCUUUGAUGCAAGACCAAGGCCAAGAUUUCUUGGAUGACGACUCUUUGAUUCAUUUGAACAUCCAGGAAAACCAUUACUAUAUUACUCGGGACCAGUUAAUGUCGCUGCCGGAAUCCCUUUUGCUGUGCCUUUUCCCGUCUGGAGUCUUCAUGGACAGAACAGGACAGGUUAUCACGAACCUAACAUCACAGGACGAGGUGUACGUGGGAAACUUCCCACCAGAUUGUUUCGAAUACAUUAUGGAAAAUUACGUGCGGGCACAAGAGGAUCUUAUCAAUUUCCCAGUAGAUGAGAUAUUUGACCUCGGCCACUCUUCUCAUGAGCCUUCGAGGUUUUUCGGCUUCACAUCGCCUUCAAGCAAUCCCUCAUCGUCAUCCGACUCAGAAGCCGACAUUCUACACGAGAAACCUAGUCUUAUAGUGCUUCGAGAGGACAUGGACUACUAUUGCGUGCCAGUGCAAUCAUUGGCGUACCCUGAGGACGCUUCUGAAGACUUGAAAAUGGAAUUGAGCGAAAACUUCAUUGCUCAGAUCAAGAUAGCUGCUGGCAGCUACUUGUCAUCCCAAACCAGUGUUUUCCAGGGGCUUCGUAGCUCUAAUAGACUGCAGAAGUCUACAAAAGGUGCAUCUAACGGCGUUCCUGGUAAGCUGGGUCCGGCUGAACAGCAUUUGAUGGACAUGCUGUGUUCUUCCGGGUUUCAGGAUUCUUCCAAAUGGGGGAACAGGGCACAGGAGCCGGGCAAAACGGUUAUAAGCUCAUUAUCUUUAUGCCGUUUGAUGAACGAAACCACGCAAGAAUUUCGUGACAAGUAUGAAGAGGCUAAGCGCAAGCAUGACGACAAAGUUGACGCGUCUCGUGCUCAAUCGGAAUCUCCAUCAUUGACCCCACUGGUGUCUCAAACGUCUCAAACUGCCGACUACAAGCGAAAGUCUAGACUUUCGUCACUAGCGGAUAACGUCCGUUCUCGUUCUACUUCAAGACAACGUUCGAGCUCUAGACAUCGUCACCAAGACGCGGCUCCAACGUUGUACGAACUUGUUCCCAAGCCCGAUAUCAAUUCGAAGCUUUUGUUGUUUUGGAAAAAGCCUGCGCGGAAGUGCUGGUGGGGUGAGGAGGAAGUGCGACUGGAUUUGAAACUUUACGGCAAGUACGACAAAGCUACUGGUGUGUUGUUGUUGUUGCCCGAGGGACCUAUUGUUGAUAUUGAGGUUCCUGUAAAGUUGCACAUAAGAAGAGUUUGGACGCUGGAGCUGAGCGUUGUGGGUGUGGAAUAA
Messenger RNA from Lachancea sp. 'fantastica', 1329 nucleotides. The record is from the annotation of a GenBank genome assembly. Lineage: Eukaryota; Fungi; Ascomycota; Saccharomycetes; Saccharomycetales; Saccharomycetaceae.